AUGGGACACUCUACGGCGUGCUCGGACUUCAUCGGCUCGAACGGGGAGAAGCAGUCGGAGAACAGCAAGCCACGGCCCGUUAAAGACGUCUUUGUUGCUGACGUGGAGCGGUUCGACAUUCUGCUCGACCAUUCGGCGCAUUCGCAGUCGACCACCUACACCGGUGACGGCACGAAGGCGUACGACUUCGAGAUGCUUGGCAUUUGGGAGGUGUGCGAGGAUAACUCGAAAUCCGAAUCGGAGAACUGCACGGAUGUGCCCAUCCUCUGCGUGCACGAGAACUGCCCUCCAGGCUCAGCCCUGCCGCCCAGGGACCCGGAUGCCCCGGCGCUGAUCGCGGCCAGGGCCCGGACGCGGGCGUCUCCGACCAGCGAGGACAGCCACGAGGAUACCCCUUACAAGAAGAAAGGGAGUUACGAGACGAUGGAGCCUUCCGAUGAGCCCGACCUGGUAGACGAGUUCGAGUUGGCAGACUACUGGGUGCGGAAGAACCACGUUGCCGCAACGACGAAGGGCGACCUCCUGAAGCUCAGCAGGCUGAUACAGACCGCGGGCGUCGCGCUGGACAAUAAUGUGACCCACGGGGCCGGCGAGACGUACCGGAACGACGGUUUUGCCAUUGUUGUCCGAAUAGAAUACAGCAAUGAGGUUCCAUGGCUCGGUCUCCAGGUUUCUCCCUGGAAGCCCACGGGGCCUACCAUGUUUUACAAGUACCACGUCAUUCCGCAUUCCACUGGCGAUGUCAAGCUUCGCAAGGUGGACUAUUUCUCGGACGAAGACCACCAGCAGGUCACCAGGGAGGUCGAGGAGUUCCGCGGCAUCCGAAUUGUCGUGGAGCAGACAGGCUCCAUUAGGGUUUGGGACACCAUGCAGCUCAUGUUCCUGGUGACGACCACCCUCGCACUCCUGGCCGUCGCCAGCUGCAUCCUCGACACUGUGGCUCUCGGUUGCAUGUCGCGAAGCAGCGAGUACCGGCGGCUCAAGUUUGAGACGGAGGUGGAGCGCCCUUGGUAUUCGACGCCCAGGGAGAGGCCCAGGGCGACAAAUGCCUCGCCCUGA
Prorocentrum cordatum is the source of this 1059-nucleotide messenger RNA. The record is from the annotation of a GenBank genome assembly. Lineage: Eukaryota; Dinophyceae; Prorocentrales; Prorocentraceae.